UCAGGAACACUUCUCGAGCACCGUGGACCGUGAACCUGGUGGACUUGAGUUGCUCAGUUGGUUACUAGCUACUCUGUACUGGGUCCUGGAAAAUAGGAAAAUGGAUCGGAGGCUCGGCAGGGCAGUGGGCUCCGGCACCGCAGCGGCGGGGGUCUUCGUACCGCCGGAGCCAGAAACUGCCCCGGUAUCCGCCAUGCCCGUGGCCUUGUUGUCUGUUAACUUUCUUAGCAUCGCUAUGUUGUUCCGACGACAGAAUUCAUGAAGUCCACAAAACAACGGGACUGUCCAGGCAGGCUCCUGGAGGAUUUACAGUUUGGAAC
Molecule: messenger RNA, 320 nt
Organism: Aspergillus japonicus CBS 114.51
Lineage: Eukaryota; Fungi; Ascomycota; Eurotiomycetes; Eurotiales; Aspergillaceae
Exons: 1
Coding region: 101-262 (53 amino acids)
Source: RefSeq, a predicted model, not a curated record